AUGGUUUUUAAUAAAUCGGACCACCUUUCAGUUUGUGGGAUACAUGAGGCACACAAGAAGAGUAAGGAGUAUGAAUACUUACCAUCUCCUCCGAUGAUAAAAACUCCCCAUUUAAUAUUGUGUUGUUGUUUAAAUAUAGGAAUCGACCCCCCACUUAAUGGAUUAGUUAAACCAAAUAUAUCAUCUUCUAUAUAUGGAUGGAUUAAUGUUAAAGACCAUAAGAAGCGUGAAAUUGGAUAUGAAAUAUCAAUUCAAUUGGCAAACCAAUACCAACGGUAUUGUACACCUACUGUCUCAACAGAACCAUUAUGGGAUCCAACUCCAGAAAUAGUCAAAAAAUCAUGUCUAGCUGCGCGAGAACGAUUUGGGAGAGAUAGAGUGUUGUUUCACUAUAACGGACAUGGGGUGCCAUUACCUACACUGAACCACGAGUGCUGGUUUUUUGAUGAAAAUAUCACUACAUAUGUUCCGAUGAAUAUUUCACAUAUCUACGAUUGUUUGGGAGACAGAGCUGUAUAUGUCCUCGACUGUCCUUACUCACAAAGACUCUUCAAAUGGUUCACAAAAAGAAAUGAAAAACUGAAGAAAAUGCAGAAGAAAGAAGCGGAGUAUAUCGUCUUCUCGGGAUAUGGCAAUCUUCAAAAACCACAAACGAAUCCAAACUACCCAAUCGAUAUCUUCACAGCGUGUUUGACUACUCCACUCUCAAUGUGUUUUUUGGACUAUUACUACUCCAACGAUAAUAUCAUCUCUUUGCCUUCAAAUUUCCUCAAAAUCCUCCCCGUCGACCACAAAACAAAAAUUCAACCAUUUUCAGAGUUGUAUGCUAUUUUAACGAGUAUCACAGAGGCUAUUGCCUGGGACGUUUUAACUCCAGAAAUGUUCUUGAAGUUGUUUCGACAAGACAUCGCAGUCGCGUCACUAUUUCGACACUUCAUUUUAGCAACGCGAAUUAUGAAGAAGUUCAAUUACACCCCACAAAGCUACCCGGCUCUACCAGACACUUCAAAUCACCCCUUGUGGAGUUUGUGGGACUCGGUACUCGAACUUGCUAUACCAAAGUUUGUGAUGGUACAGAAAACAGUGAACUACGUGCCUUCCCCGUUCUUCAGUAAUUUGAUUGUUUCAAUGAAGUCAUGGCUUUUAACAUAUCCCGAUAAACCAUCAAACCCAUGUCCACUUCCUAUGUUAUUCAGAUUGUUUCUACGAAAAGACUAUACCGUCGAGGUGUUUUCCAUGUUGUGUGAAUACGUCGAUUUGGGGUACUUUGCAUGCGAGAGAGUUGUGAAUAUCGGAUUUAUACCUCUCUUAGUGCAAAGUCUUGAUAAAGAAGGUCUUCAGCAGUUUGGGGUGUUUUGCCUUGCGAAGCUGUUUUCAUACGACUCGUCUAAAAUAGGCCAAUACCUCCAUGGGUCGUUAGAGGCUCUGAUGAAAAUAGCAACAAAAGCUAAAGAAGCAAAUGAAUUGGUUUGCUCGUUGUUUUUACUUGCACAAGUCUUCUUGGACAAAAACAUUGUAAACCAGUUGAAUACCAAAAGUGUCGUCUACGACGCACUGUUUGCUAUCUCACGAAAUGACAAUUCGAUGGUGAAAAUAUGGGCGAUUGUGUGCUUUGCACGACUUGUCGAUCACGAGGGGGUGAAAAGUGAUGUCUACAAUUUGCCACAAUUCCAGCCAAUGUUGCAAGAAUUGUCACAAGACGACUCUCCGUUGGUCAGAAGUGCUGUUGUGUAUUUACUGAUGUACUCAAUACCAACACCACUCGCUGAUAAGUCCAAAAAAAUGUUAGAUGAACUCCACCCGAAAGUAUGUGAGUUGGCGAAAGACGCGUGUCCGACAGUUAGAAGUCUGUUAGUUGUCCUCAUUUAUCACGUAUUUGUUAUGGGACACCAAACAUCGAAAUAUCAGGAAGUGUUAUUCUAUUUAAGCAAUGAUACCGACCCAGACGUUAUCAGAGCGGCCGAAGGAUUACUCUCGUUAUGUGAAAAAAGUCGCAUACAGAAACCAUUUGGUCGGAAGACGAUGACAUCUCCUUUAGAGCAAUUUGCAAAGGCAAGUUUGCGCAUUUUUGAUGACUUAUUAGAACGGUUCUAUUGCUCGGUAAGAGACGUUUUUCGACGACCGUUGUUGUUUAAAAUAGUAAACGAAGAGAAGGACUCCCGGCAAGAAUAUUUCUUGAGUCAGACAAGAGCAGUCCAAUCGGUUUCACGAAUUAGUUAUAUGGAAAUUCCAAAUAAAAUUCUAAAGGAAGAAACACGAAUCACUUUUGGAACAUCACUUCAUGUCCCAAAGUGUGUGUUAUAUCACCCGACACUGCCGUGUGUACUUGCUGAUAUAUCGAAAGACACUAUUGGUGUCUUUGAAUAUAAGGUAUCGCAGACUGAAACCAGUGACUUUUCAAAUUAUAAUCCAAUUAACACAUCGGUAAAGUACUUGGACUGGCUUGAUAAGAGUGACGCAUAUUUGGUUAGUGGGUGUGGCGAUGGGUCUGUUCGUUUGUGGAAUAAUUGGGACUACAAGCCAAAGUUGAUCACUUCAUGGAGAGGCAUCCCCAAACCCGUUGUUUCACAGGCGGUAUUUUCUACGAUGACGAAUCACCGAGUCAUCUCUGGGGAUGGAGAGUCUGUUUUUGUGUGGGACGUUGAGAGUGAAAAAUGCUUAGAAAAUUAUGAGAUACCCAGUGGAGUGUCUUGUUUGAGUCAGUUUAGUGACAAGUCCUUUUUCUGUGGAGGUGUAAGUGGUGGUGUUUCGAUAGUAGAUAUGCGGUGUAAAACAGUGAACGAGUGGAAAGAUCAAAAGGAGCGAAUUAUUGAUAUUGGCUAUUCAACGCGAGCCUACACC
Entamoeba invadens IP1 is the source of this 2841-nucleotide messenger RNA. Its product is annotated as WD domain containing protein. The record is from RefSeq and is a predicted model, not a curated record. The annotation marks the transcript as partial. Gene Ontology annotation, molecular function: protein binding; protein-macromolecule adaptor activity. Gene Ontology annotation, cellular component: cytoplasm; TORC1 complex. Gene Ontology annotation, biological process: positive regulation of protein serine/threonine kinase activity; TOR signaling; positive regulation of cell growth. The transcript has a single exon. NCBI's taxonomy places the organism in Eukaryota, Evosea, Mastigamoebida, Endamoebidae.